AUGGUUGCAUCUGACAACCUUCUAGCCGCAUCGACCAUCUCAUCAACGCCUUCGACUUACAUUUAUCCUAACGUUACGCCAUCCUUUCUCGACAUGAACGACACCACGACCACCAUCAAUACCAGCUUCGACCAGACCUCCGUAUUCGACUACUCCUCGACGUCGUAUUACGAGGACAUUUGGGAGGAGAACCCUGCCGAGUUCUGGGUACCCGUAAUCAUCUUCGGACUCAUCUUCGCCAUCGGUAUCCCCGGCAAUGCGCUCGUUCUCUACAUCCUGUUGUUUUCGAGGAAUGCGAGGACGGUGACCAACAUGUACCUGGUCAAUCUGUCCCUGGUGGAUCUCAUCUUCCUAAGCGUCGAGGCACCGGUUAAGAUGAAGGCUUACAUCCUGGUACAUGACCAUGUAGAUCCCGGUGGUACUAGCAUCAUUCUCUGCAAGAUAAGUGUGUUCUUGAUCUAUGUCAACCUGUCUGUCAGCAUCACCACCCUAGCGGCUCUGGCAAUCAACCGAUACUGUGCUGUUAUGCAUCCUGUCAGUACCAGGAUACAGAGGUAA
Strongylocentrotus purpuratus (purple sea urchin) is the source of this 558-nucleotide messenger RNA. Its product is annotated as tachykinin-like peptides receptor 86C. NCBI's taxonomy places the organism in Eukaryota, Metazoa, Echinodermata, Echinoidea, Camarodonta, Strongylocentrotidae. Gene Ontology annotation, biological process: neuropeptide signaling pathway. The record is from RefSeq and is a predicted model, not a curated record. Gene Ontology annotation, cellular component: membrane; neuron projection. Bases 1 to 558 code for a protein of 185 amino acids. The transcript has a single exon. Gene Ontology annotation, molecular function: G protein-coupled receptor activity; neuropeptide binding.